This is a messenger RNA of Drepanopeziza brunnea f. sp. 'multigermtubi' MB_m1, 2601 nucleotides long. RefSeq lists its product as uncharacterized. Gene Ontology annotation, cellular component: Cul4-RING E3 ubiquitin ligase complex. The record is from RefSeq and is a predicted model, not a curated record. Gene Ontology annotation, biological process: protein ubiquitination; DNA damage response; ubiquitin-dependent protein catabolic process. Lineage: Eukaryota; Fungi; Ascomycota; Leotiomycetes; Helotiales; Drepanopezizaceae. Gene Ontology annotation, molecular function: ubiquitin protein ligase binding.
AUGCCGUCCCCAGAGGAUCCUCCUGAGCCCACCUCAAGCCCGUCCCGAUCGUCCUCGAAAAGAAGGUUCCAGGAGAGCUCAAAACUCUCCACAAGUCGACACACAUCCACCCCCGAGCACCAGGCAGGAGUGCAAUCCACCAUCCCCUUCACGAAACGACUGAAGACGUCGCACACGUCUGGAAACCAAGGUCUAUCGUUGGAGAUGAGCAAGAGCGCCAGUCUAGAUAAGCGGCCAGUCGUCAUUGACUUGACGAAGCAGCCGCUGCAGUCGAACUUUCAGCCGAACACUGGGGCGAAGAAGCUGCUGGUCAAGAACUUGAGGACGGCCUCAAGGGCGAAGGAUCUCGAUGACUAUUACAGUCGCACAUGGAAUCAGCUUGAUGCAGCUCUGACAGCUAUCUUCAACAGUCAGCCGACUGCUGUGGCUCUGGAGAUCUUGUAUCGAGGCGUAGAAGCAUUAUGUCGACGAGAGAGGGCAGCGGAAUUGUUCUCUCAUUUCAGAAGUCGGUGCAAGGUUUAUUUGGAGAAGGAGCUGCUUCCGAAAAUUCAGAAUGAAGCUGGGACGGGCAAUGUCGAAGGACUACGGACUGUACUUAAGUUUUGGACAAGGUGGAAUGAGCAAUCGACCCUUUUAAGAGCUAUCUUCAGCUACCUCGAUCGAUCAUAUCUUCUUAACAUGAAAGACCUCCCCCAAUUACAGGACCUUAGUAUCGCCCAGUUUCGCCAUGCCGUCAAUACCAAGGGAAAGGCAAAGGACGGGCAGAAAAUGGGCGAGAAAAUCGUCUGGGGGAUGUGUGACCUCGUCGAAUAUGACCGAACCAGGCAGGCUGAGCUAUUCGAUGGCGCUCUCCUGAAAGAUUCGAUUCUGAUGCUCCAUAUCUUUGGAAUAUACACAAAGUCCUUCGAGCCGGAAUUAGUCAAGAGGAGCUCUGCGUACUUCGAAAAAUUUGCCGAGGAAAGGAGUAUGUCAGGUAUGAAGGAGUACAUUUCUGCUUGCGACAUAUUAUUGAACCGAGAGGCCGAUCGCUGCGAUGCGUACAAUUUUGAUAGUACAACGAAACGUAGGAUCCACGAUUCCGCCCACGAAAUCCUUAUUGAACGGCGUUCAAACAUACUUCUGGAUGAGAAUAGCCUUGCCAAGAUUAUCGACAGCAACGCAAUAGUGUCGCUGAAGAUUCUUUACAACCGGUUGCGACUCUCUGGAAUCCAAGAGAGGCUGAAGGUGCCGUUCGAGAGCUAUAUCAAGCGGGCUGGAUCUGAGAUUGUAGUUGAUAAGGACAAAAUCAAUCAGAUGGUCAUCCGCCUGCUUGAGCUGAAACGGAGACUGGAUAAAAUCAUUCGUGACGCAUUUGAGAAGGACGAAACCUUUUCUUACGGACUCAGGGACGCAUUUGGCAACUUCAUGAAUGACAGAAAAAACUUGUCGGUAGCGGGGAACUCCAAAACAGGAGAAAUGAUUGCCAAGUACAUGGAUACAUUACUUCGUGGAGGUCUGAAGGCAGUCCCGAGAUCUUUAACAUCUGAUGCCCAGGACCGAGACGAUGCCGAGAAGCAAGGUCUAGCAAGCACCGGCGACGAAGACGCUGAGCUUGACCGGCAGUUGGAGCAAGCACUGGAGCUUUUCCGAUUCAUCGAAGGCAAGGACGUCUUUGAGGCUUUUUACAAGCAAGAUCUUGCCCGUCGACUCUUGUUAUCUCGCAGUGCUAGCCAAGAUGCGGAACGCAACAUGCUCGCCAAGCUGAAGAUUGAAUGUGGAACCAACUGGACGCACAACUUAGAGCAGAUGUUCAAGGACCAACAGAUUGCUAAGGAUGAGAUGAUCGCUUAUAAGGAGUACCUCAAGGAGAAGGAGAUCAACCCCGCUGUUGAUCUUCAAGUUUUCGUGCUCUCCGCAGCCUCAUGGCCUACCUACGCCGACGACGAGGUCAACAUGCCAUCGGAAGUCGCGCGGCAAAUUGAAAGAUACGAGCGUCAGUACAAACACAAGCACAAUGGCCGACGCCUCAUUUGGAAGCCUCGCCUCGAUCACAGCAUAAUGAAAGCCACUUUCAAGAAAGGCCCCAAGGAACUCGCCGUCUCUGGCUUCCAAGCUAUCGUUCUCCUCCUAUUCAACGAUAUCUCAUCCUCAGAGGACCAAAGCCUCUCAUACACUGAUAUCCAAACAGCCACUAACCUAGUCGACGCCGAGCUCAAGCGUACCCUGCAAUCUCUUGCCUGCGCCAAAUUUCGCAUUCUCACCAAACACCCCAAAGGCAAAGACGUCAACUCUACCGAUACGUUCACUGUGAAUCUAGGCUUUUCGGAUCCGAAGUACAGGAUCAAGAUCAACCAGAUUCAGCUGAAGGAGACGGAGGAGGAGAACAAGGAUAUGCAUGAGCGUGUCCAGAGAGACAGGCAGUAUGAGACUCAGGCAGCGAUUGUCAGGAUCAUGAAGAGUCGGAAGUCUCUGUCGCAUGCACAGCUCGUGGCAGAGGUUAUCGAACAGACGAAGAAGAGGGGGCCGGUAGAGGUUACGGAGAUCAAGGAGCAGAUUGAUAAACUGCUUGAUAAGGAUUACCUGGAGCGUGGUGAUGAUAACUUGUAUGUGUACGUCGCAUAG